Prunus armeniaca (apricot) is the source of this 1059-nucleotide messenger RNA. The record is from the annotation of a GenBank genome assembly. NCBI's taxonomy places the organism in Eukaryota, Viridiplantae, Streptophyta, Magnoliopsida, Rosales, Rosaceae.
AUGGAUCACGCAGCCGAUGCUCACCGUACGGAUUUGAUGACCAUAACGAGGUUCGUGCUGAAUGAGCAGUCCAAGCACCCUGAGUCUCGCGGAGACUUCACCAUCUUGCUCAAUCAUAUUGUUCUUGGCUGCAAGUUUGUCUGCUCUGCUGUCAACAAGGCGGGUCUGGCUAAACUUAUUGGGCUUGCUGGAGAGACCAACGUUCAGGGUGAAGAGCAAAAGAAACUGGAUGUGCUUUCAAAUGAAGUUUUUGUUAAGGCCCUGGUUAGCAGUGGCAGAACUUCUAUCCUUGUUUCGGAGGAAGAUGAAGAGGCCAUAUUUGUGGAGCCAUCCAAGCGUGGAAAGUACUGUGUUGUAUUUGAUCCACUGGAUGGUUCGUCUAACAUUGAUUGUGGUGUUUCCAUUGGAACGAUUUUUGGGAUUUAUGUGGUAAAAGAUGGCAUUGAACCUACUCUGCACGAUGUCUUGCAACCUGGAAAGAAUAUGGUUGCAGCAGGCUACUGCAUGUAUGGAAGCUCUUGCACGUUUGUGUUGAGCACUGGAACUGGAGUUCAUGGGUUCACUCUGGAUCCAUCUCUUGGGGAGUUCAUACUAACUCACCCAGACAUCCAGCCUCUAACAUUCAGGUUAUGUCUACUUCUUUGCCCAGAUUCCAAAGAAAGGAAAAUCUAUUCAGUGAAUGAAGGGAAUGCCAAAAAUUGGGAUGGUCCGACGGCCAAGUAUGUGGAAAAGUGCAAAUACCCGAAAGAUGGUUCAUCACCAAAGUCUCUAAGAUACAUUGGAAGCAUGGUUGCUGAUGUUCAUCGGACACUGCUUUAUGGAGGUAUCUUUUUGUAUCCUGCUGACAAGAAGAGCCCAAAUGGGAAACUGCGUGUUCUCUACGAAGUCUUCCCCAUGUCUUUCUUGAUGGAACAAGCAGGCGGUCAGUCAUUCACUGGCAAGGAACGGGCCCUUGACCUAGUUCCAAACAAGAUCCAUGAGCGCUCUCCAAUCUUCCUUGGCAGCUAUGAUGAUGUUGAGGAAAUCAAGACACUCUAUGCCGCAGAAGGGAAGAAGUAA